Molecule: messenger RNA, 5754 nt
Organism: Pieris rapae (cabbage white)
Lineage: Eukaryota; Metazoa; Arthropoda; Insecta; Lepidoptera; Pieridae
Gene: nAChRalpha1
Product: acetylcholine receptor subunit alpha-like 1
Exons: 10
Coding region: 410-2014 (534 amino acids)
Biological process (GO): regulation of membrane potential; signal transduction; nervous system process
Cellular component (GO): neuron projection; synapse; postsynaptic membrane
Molecular function (GO): transmembrane signaling receptor activity; acetylcholine-gated monoatomic cation-selective channel activity
Source: RefSeq, a predicted model, not a curated record
UGCCAAACGCGCGUGUCGCCUCCGACGCUCGCGCCCCGCGCGCCAUAUCUCAUUUACCGAGCGACGCCGCAACAGCGGUGCUGCGGCCGGCCCUGCCCGCCGGGCCGGCCACGACCACUCGAAAGAACAUGAUUGUGCCCAUUGUUUACAUUACUAGUUGAUACCACUGCCCCACGCUGGCAUGCUAAUUCGGACUGUUGGGCGCGAUACGUGGACUGCACGCGGCGACGCGCGGCUGGCCGUCCUGGGCUCUCUGGGCUGUAGCUCGGGCGGGCACGAUGCGGUAGCGGAGGCGCGCCCGAAUGGGCCCGGUCUAGAUGUGGCCCCCUCGCGCCUCAUUGUAAGUCUCGAUCAUUCGAUGACACAGCCAAGGAGGACCCAUGUCUUACUGGGGAGGUGUUAGCCUAAGAUGGUGCUGGCGUUUGUGGUCGGAGUCCUGUGCGUGUGUGGCCGCUUAACCGUCGCAAACCCGGAAGCGAAGCGGCUCUACGACGACCUCUUGUCAAACUACAAUCGGCUCAUUCGGCCGGUCGGCAAUAACUCAGAUCGUCUAACCGUCAAGAUGGGGCUUCGGCUGAGUCAGCUCAUCGACGUUAAUCUUAAGAAUCAAAUCAUGACAACGAAUGUGUGGGUGGAACAGGAGUGGAAUGAUUAUAAGCUGAAAUGGAAUCCGGACGAUUACGGUGGUGUAGAAACAUUGCACGUGCCUUCAGAACACAUAUGGCUGCCAGAUAUAGUCUUAUAUAAUAAUGCCGAUGGCAACUACGAAGUGACGAUAAUGACUAAAGCCAUCCUACAUCAUGACGGCAAAGUCGUCUGGAAACCUCCUGCCAUCUACAAGUCAUUCUGCGAGAUUGACGUCGAGUAUUUCCCCUUUGACGAGCAGACCUGCUUCAUGAAGUUUGGCUCUUGGAGUUACGAUGGUUAUACGGUGGAUCUAAGGCAUUUAAAACAGACGCCGGACUCAGACCACAUAGGAAUGGGCAUUGACCUAUCUGAGUACUAUAUUUCUGUAGAAUGGGAUAUUAUGCGAGUGCCGGCUACACGAAAUGAAAAAUUCUACUCUUGCUGCGAAGAACCCUACCCCGACAUCAUUUUUAAUCUCACUCUACGAAGAAAAACCCUUUUCUACACAGUUAAUCUCAUCAUUCCAUGUGUCGGAAUAUCAUUCUUAUCAGUUUUAGUAUUCUACUUACCCUCCGAUUCCGGCGAGAAAAUUUCACUCUGUAUCUCUAUUUUGCUGUCCCUAACUGUGUUCUUCUUGUUGUUAGCAGAAAUUAUUCCCCCAACAUCACUGACGGUUCCACUGUUAGGCAAAUAUCUAUUAUUUACUAUGAUGCUAGUCACUCUAUCUGUAGUGGUCACUAUCGUGGUGCUAAAUGUAAAUUUUAGGUCCCCAGUCACUCACAAUAUGGCUCCAUGGGUGCGAAAAGUCUUUAUAGAUUUUUUACCUAAAAUAUUGUGUAUUCAAAGACCAGAAAAACCGCCCGAUGACGACGACGACGACAAUGACAAACCUACAGAGGUGUUGACUGACGUUUUUGGUGGAGAUGAUAUGGAUGGGAAAUUCAAAGAGUGGGCCUGUGAAGAGUAUGAACUACCGGGUAUGCCACCUUCUCCUCCUCCUCCUCCAGGUGGUGAUGAUGAACUGUUUUCUCCUUCGCCUGGCUCUCCUUGCCGCUUGGACUUAGACGAUGGUAGCCCGUCUUUAGAAAAACCGUUCGUAAGAGAAAUGGAAAAGACUAUAGAAGGCUCCAGGUUCAUAGCUCAACACGUAAAAAACAAAGAUAAAUUUGAAAGCGUGGAAGACGACUGGAAGUACGUAGCUAUGGUGUUAGAUAGAAUCUUCCUAUUUGCAUUUACGAUAGCGUGUGUCGUCGGUACGGCUUUAAUCAUUUUUAGAGCGCCAACUUUUUACGACAACACGAAACCCAUAGAUAUUCUAUAUUCAAAGAUCGCGAAGAAGAAGUUGGAAUUGCUCAAAAUGGGCUCAGAAGGAGACCCAGGUCUCUGAAAUUCGUCUUACGUCUUCGGUCACUCGCCGCCGAAGACGUUCUGGGAGUUGAUUGUCAUGUGGUGGCACGGAUGAUCCAUGUAAAGCUCCCAGUUGGGAAGUUGUUCGGCGAGAACUCUUGUGCUCAGUGCAGUGCCAAUCGCCCGGUGCGAUAAACAUUAUACCGCGUGCGUUAAAAACCGUCUUUUAUACAAACUCUACUAGACUGUGUCCGUCAAUAGUGGAAUCGAGAACGGAAUAGGCGUUUUGUGUUGACGCCAGAUCUGCCAUAACUAUUUUUAUAAGGAUCGCUGAUCGUCGUUGCGUAUAAGCCUAUUUUGUAUCUUUGACGUUUGUUUACAGUAAUUAUUUAAUACGACGCACAACAUUGAAUUAUCUGUAGGAUAAUUGUUCACAAGUUUUAAGUUAUGUAUUCGAUGUAUUUAAAAGAAUAAGAUUAGGUAAGGUUUACUUCGAAUAAAAUCGAGCUCAAUUCAGUAACGUUUAAGUAUAAUUAAAGCAAUUUCGUAUCAACUAUAUAAUUAUUUCAUAGUUUGUUACGUAAAUACGUAUAUAAUAUUUUCGUGCAACGUCCUCGGUGUAUAGGACAUUGUGAAAGUGUGUAAUAUUUAUAGUUAAAUAAGUAUUGGGAAUUAUACAUUUAAUAUUUUAUAAACUGCGUACUCGCGUAAAAAUAAUAUGGACAAUAUAAAUAAUAUGAAAACAUAAUAGCCCUGUAGUUUAAUUAAAGAUGUAGAUAUCGUUAGAUUUUAACCUAGAUACCAGAAUAAGAAAUAAUGGACUCCCAUAAUAUUAUGAAUCCAAAUUAGUUUGAUAACAGGAAUCGCGUCAGUGAUAAUGUUUGACUAGAUUUCGAUAAAACAAUUGACUGCCAAUUGUAAUAUAUAACUUUUAUAAACUCAGUAUUAUUAGAUAGUUUGAUAACUUGUUUCAUUUAUUAAAUUUUAUCUGUGUGCCAAAUAUUGCCAGUAACUUCAUAGUUUCGAAAAUGCCAACUGAGACAAUUUUAAGAUUUUCCAUUCAUUUUUAUAAUAUUGUGCUUGUUCAAUGUCUGUCACUUUUAUUGCUUGCCCAAGAAAGCAACGACUGAUCGUAAGAAUUCGUGUAUAUUCUUUUUGGACAAAUUCAAUUAUGUUACCUAAUAAUUACGUAUUUGUAACGUCGAUACCAAUCCUAGAGUACAGGGUAAAAUUAGUACACAAACUAUUCCUGAUUUGUAUUCUCACGAUUUCACCGAUUGUAUUGUCUUUUACACACUUAUCGGCACUCAAUAUCACGUCUUAGAUAAUAAAUUCAUUGUUGAGGUUUGUGAAUUUAGGCAUUAAUAAUUUAGGUAGUGUAAAUUUUCCCUAGCUUAGAAUCGGUUAGUUAUUCAUUUCGUUCGUACCUCUCCACGUCAUAUUCUAAACGGUAGAAUGUACAUGAUUCGUAGCGCAUGUAAGCGCCUCAUGUUAAACACCGCAUUAAUCCAUCGGUAGGUAUUGUAGAAUGUGUCGUAAUAAUAAUAAAUAAAAAAUUUCGAGCCGCGUUUUUGAUAUGUCAAAGUAAUUCAUGAUUAUUAGAUAAUGAUAACCUAGUUAAAACAGAAGUUAUUCAUAUUUUAAUAAACACAGCGAGCGAUAGGAAAACAGGGAAUGGUAUAGAAAAAUAAAUUCGUAAAGUGUGAUUUGUCAUAGUGUUUAUAAUAUGUGUUGUUGAAUGUGUUUAGAUGUUUGUACUCUUACAGACAUUGGAUAGUCUACAUUAGGUUAAAUGGUAGUUCAUUAUGGACGAUGCUAAUGCAUUGUCGGACGCUCGCUAAAGGUUGAAUGAAAUAUAGUACCCACCAUUCCGAACGGAAGCAAAAAUCGCUAGAAAGCAGCUCAAAGUCAGAAUGGAGAGAUAGAAAUUAGGUUCGAUGUGGGAGUCACGUAGGUAAACCAUGCGAACAGUGAUAAAUGGGAACUCGCGUCUAACGGAUUGCCUCCCUUUUAUUGUCACAUAAUCGUAGGAUACGGUAAAUCGCUACUUGGAGCUGUCUGCCUCAACUUUAGGUUCAAAGGAAUUUCGAAUGGAAUUGUUCAAUAAUUUUUCUAUAAGUCGCAUACGAGUAUAAUAUAAUUCGAAGUAGGACUGUGCUAUUGCACUCACUGAAACACACCAAAUUAGUAUUAUCAGUACUGGUAGUUAAGUCCACUAGCUUCCCUCACUGUUCCGUGAUUAUCUAAUUUAAUUGUAGAUAUUUGCUAGGGAAUAAUCGGUAUGUUGUUAUUUUUAUAUGAAUAAAAAUAUGUAGUUAGAUUUUCUAAACACCAUAGAAUAAUGGGACAGGAAUGAUAAUGGAUUAACAUAAUACUAGUUGAUAGUGGUACUAUGUAUUUGUAAAUAUCGCUCCGUAAGGGGCUUGAGACGAAUAAACAUCUUAUGUUAUGUUGUAAUGAACUAUCAUUGCAGUAAAGUUAUGAAUACAUGGUAUGAAUGUUGAUGUGAAUGUAUUUUAGCGUAGACCCGUAGUUUUGUUGUAAUUGGAUGAGCUAAGCAGAUACAACGAUUGAUAAUACUAUAAUAUUACCUAAAUAUUGAAAGAAUAAGAAAAGAAGUAAGGAUUACGUGGAGUUCUUUUAACUUUAUGAUCGCUUUUGUUAGAUGUCUUAGCUCAAUAUGAUGUGUUUACAGUUGAACUACUAAAGACCCUGUUUUGUUGUAAAAAAGUCUAAAAGGCAUAUUGUUAAAAUUGUUUCGAUUUUUAUGACGAUUUGGUUAUCGUACUUUCGGGUGAUAAACGGGUUAAAUAUAGAUUGUCGUAUGGUGGUAGAUAGGAGAAGAUUAAAUUACGCUAGUACUUCAGAAAUAAGAUAUUCAUUGAGGACGUCUAAAUUAUAAGUAGUUACAUUAGCUUCUCAAUGUUUUAGAGUUAGUCGACGAAUGAGUCAGCACGAUAACCCGAUGCUAGAUAAAUUUGUUGUACUAACUUUAUCUUUACUAGAAUUUUAUUUAAAUUCAACGGUUCAUUACUUACAUAUUUCUUUAAGUUUACUAAGGUAUACCUCUGUUUUAAAUUUCAAAUCUUUGUCCGUAAUUUUAUCUAUCGUUUGUUUUAUUUGUGUAGUUUUGUAUGUUGAAUUAGUGAAAUUUCUUUGAUUGCGAGUUUGUCUACAUCGGGUGGGAGGGCGAGAACUCAGAGUCAGCUAUCAAAUGGCUGUCAGUAAUUUUAAGAAUUGACUUUACUGAAAUGUUGACAUGUACAUAUAGCUGAUCAACAUAGGUUAAUAAUUAACGAAUUCUUUUCCUGUAAUUUUUUCGGUGUCUUUAGUGUAUAGCGUUAAUAUUAGGUAUAUUUUAAGUUGUGAAUCGUUCAGCAAUAAAUCCAUUGAUAAUUUUACCAUUAAGUAUAUUCGUUUUUAAUGAUGUCCAUUGUACUUGUAAAUUUGAUUUGAUGGAGUCGACAGAUAAUCCGUAACGCUUUAUAAUUAGGUUCAUCGAAAUCUAGAAUUUCGUAUAGCGUUUCAUGUAUUUCACUUUUGGAAUCAUAAUUUUUGCACUUUUGGUUUUAAUAAGUCGUUUAGGAUUAUUCUAAAUCUGGCUUACCAUUGGCAUGAGAGAGAUCUUAAACAUACUUCAUUCAAAGUACCACAUUUCGAUAUAAAGUUUAGAGUCUGAUACAUAAAGACGAUGUUCUAUACAAGAUACACUAUUUUUAUUAUAUUGAGUUUUUCUAGGCAGUUUUUACCGCGGACCACCACUUUGUGGUACCUGCUGCC